Messenger RNA from Fusarium odoratissimum NRRL 54006, 5302 nucleotides. RefSeq lists its product as uncharacterized. The record is from RefSeq and is a predicted model, not a curated record. The coding region runs from base 665 to 1369 and encodes 234 amino acids. NCBI's taxonomy places the organism in Eukaryota, Fungi, Ascomycota, Sordariomycetes, Hypocreales, Nectriaceae. The transcript has a single exon.
CGGUCUUGCACCAAUUCUUCUCCUCUGAACACAUACUCCUCCCUCUCUCCUCUCCAUUCAAUUUCUCCUCUCUUCUAUCCUACAACAUCUACAGCCUCAUAAUAUCUCUACAUCAACUACUCAUCGCCUCAAUUGCUCCCCACGUCUGGGAUCAUCGUCCUUGUUACCAAAAGCGUCACGCCACGCCGCGUGUUGGAUCCCUGCAACUUGCAGUCAACCACAAGCCACCAGACCCUUGCUCCAAUUUUCCACCUCUACCUUACCUUACCUUACCUUACGCUACGCUACAGCACUGUGCUGUGCUGGAUGCGUCUGUACCUUGCCUCGUUAUUCUGCGGUACCUCUUCAUCCUGGUCAGGUCAAAGCCGUUGACUAGAACUCUCCUUUCUCUUCGCCCUGUUCUUGCGGGGAGUUUGAGACUCAGCUUCGUCAUCUAAACCCGCUUGCUGGAUCCCAGUCAUCAAUUACAGCUUCAUUGAGAGUUUUGAUUGCCAUUUCAAUUCUCUUUUUGAGCUCCUUGGCCCUCGCUUCGCCUAUCCUUCUUUUGCUGAAUACCCCUUUCCGAAUUCGGGCCCUCGCCAUCGAAUCGACCUGCCUUCUUCCAUUCUCCGUCCGAUCCGCCUCGUAUCGUAUCGUGCACGAAUCACCGAUUUAUUUUUCCAUUAUGUCGUCUCUUUUUGGCAAGAGCGGCGGAGGUUCGCGAUUCCAGCUGCCCGCUCUCAACCUCAACUUUGGUAGUAUCACAGACGGCACCAAUAUCCCACCGCCUCCGGAAUCACCUGUUCAGAAGGUUCCAACUCCUCCACAGACACCGCCACCCGCCAAAGACGUCAAGGACGAAUCCAAGAAGGAACCAGGACAGGAUACAUACAGCAGUGUCACCGAGGACGUCAACAAGAACACACCUCAGCCAAGCAUUACUGCUUCUUCUAAUGGUAAUCUCGCUGGAACCAAACGCUACGCCGACGAGGAUGCUCCUUUGAGCCCAGCUGCUUCAAGCCGCCAAGGCAGCAUCCGUCGCCUAUUCAGUAGAACCAUGUUGAAUAACACUUAUGCAGAGGGCCAGAUAUCAUCGAACGGAAGUGUCCCAGCCGCCGGCGCCGGCGGCCUUGCCCGGCCGAGCAGCCAGGGCGGUGCAAGCUACCUCGACGAGCGCAAGUCUAGGAGAACCAGCGGCUGGUUCAGACGCAUGAGGACCGGAGAGACGAUCCCCAACAAACGAGCCAGUACCAUGUUUAUGGAGGAAGGUCCUCGUGCACCGACACCCAAGAAGCAAUCCGGCCCCCCGCCUCCCAUGAUACCCGAAUUGACCGAUCUCGAAAAGGACAACGGAAGCUUGGGUUCUGAUCUUUUCAAGAACAUCAAGUAGAUCGACGUUUCAUGCGACACCUAGAGCCAAAUGCGCCUGCCGUGCUCGACUCGCCAAUAAUGGCUGGACAGCCACCCCGUUUUUCCUUUUCAACUAUUUACAUAUUCAAAGACCGGAAAUUGAGACAAGACAACACAUUACACCUAUUUUUUAUUAUUAUCGAUCGAGCCAGAAGUAGCAGCAGCAGCAUAACAUGUGCCGGUCCAACCACUUUUGAAAACGCGUCUCUUUUAUCGUAGCCGUUUUCUGCGCAGCGAGAAGGAUGUUUUCAGCCCAUGUCUUGGGGGAAAGGGUGUCUGCAGUGGAGCAGGGGAAAAUGGGGGGAGAAGGAAUCAAGAGCAGUGCAGUAUGGUGAAGGCAGCUCAUCAAGAUACCCAACUCGUUUCGCGAGCUCACUUAUCCGGUGUGCGAAUUAUGGAUUUGUUUUCUUCUUGUUUGGCAUUGCUUUAGUUGUCUAUGCUAUGCGCUAUGAUACUACAAUGCAGUGUAUCAUGGUCAUCUUACGGGUUUCAUGUCACUAUUUGUCAUUUAUUACUUGCCACCAUCACCUGAACGGCCCCUGCUACUACUAUGCGGAGAAUCAUCUCAGAUUAUUAUUUCUUUGUGAGAGUUACAAGGCUAUUUUUUUUCAAAAUUUCUUGGGAGGUGACAGAAAGGAGCACGCUGCGGAUGCCCUUUUGGAUUUUACACAUCUAUUUAUAAAGAGGAAUUUGUACAGAUAGGUGAUUCUGUUUUGAGAGAAAACGAGGAGAGUUUUUGGAGACAACAUGCCAAGAUAUUGGCCAAAGCUCCGUUACUAGAGGGAAGUCUCCCUCUUGUUAUUGGAUAUGAGGCUAAUGAAGAAUUGAACCCAGAUCCUUAAUAUUCACGGUCCUUGAUCUGAUCCAUGCGCAGGGAAGGCUGACUAGAGAUCUGUGAUGGAUCCGCCUGUGGCUUGCUUGUGUCGUAAUCUGAAGCACAGAUCAGGACGUACAAGUGCGUCGGUGAACGUCACUGUAUCUAUAAAUAUUCUGCUGCGUAUCUGAGGCUGUGCAGAGUUUUUUAUGAGGUAUCCAAUUCAUGCCCAUCCAACAAUGUGACGGCAGUCUGGGAGAUGAGGACUUCGGUGAUACAUCGUCACUCAUACAUUCAAGCCCUCUUUUUUUAGCUUCGCAUACAGAGCGUCCUUAGAAGCUUCAUACCCAGGUACCAUAAUGCCUUCACCUGUCGGAACUGGUGCAUUGAAGAGUGGCACAACUCUCGUUUCCCCCUUAGUCACUUCGAGGAUGGUGCCAUUGCCAUGCUCUGGGUUGACGACAAGUUGCCACAUGCCUCGAGCCACUUCUAGAGGGUCUAUCAGAACUGUAUCCUCGUCUAGCAUGACUGCUUUGGUUGGAUCUUCAUGCCACAGAGGAGUCUAGUGGUAGCCAUGCAUUAGCAGUCAUCCAAAGGCUCAUAAAGACUUGGUGAGUUUACCUCUACUGCACCGGGAGCAAUACAGCCGACUCGAAUACCGAGUUCAUCACGCAAUCCCCCCAAUGCUCUCACAAACCCAUGCAAGCCAUGCUUACUCGCAAAGUACAAGGGUGUUGCUAUGCCAGCUAAGUAGCCUGCCAUACUGCCAACAUGUACAAUGCAUCCCUUCUGCUUCGUCUUUGUCCAAUGCCCGAUAGCCAGUUGACUGAGCCGAAUGGGAGAUACCAAGUUCACAUCCAAGACUGCAUAGUGUCCAGGUUCCGCAUUGGCAUCAUCUCGAGACACACUAUCCUCGUUACUCUCAGUUCUGGGUGGUUCCCAGAAGGAGGACCAUUGAGGCUCGAACAAACCGGCUCCUGGAACAACAAUAUCGACAGUUGUGAACUUCUCCAAGGCCUUCUUCCAAGCGGCCGUCAACUGUGGCCAAGAUGCAACGUUGGUUUCUUGAAACAAGACCCCAGCUUUGCCGUCAACGCCAGGGAACGGAUAUUGCUUCAGGAGUUGUUGAGCUUCGGGCCGUAAUUUGAGAUCGGCAACGAGGACCGAACAUCCAUUGUCUAGGAGUAUACGGACAAAGCACAAGUUGAUACCUGUGCUUCAUGGUCAGUCAAUAUAAUUCCUUGCAUGUCUAUGUAUUUGGCAUGUGUAUACCUGAGCCACCGCCAGUGACAAGCGCAGAUUUCCCCUGCACAGACGUUGUCAUAUUCCUUUUGACUAGAAGUGUUUCACUUUAAGGUUGUUAAAUUGUUGGUGAUCCGAUCGCCAGCGAGGGCCCAAUGACGCAAGUUGUAUCUUUCAGGGCUGUAUGAUCCCUACUCCAACUGUUAUAUGAAUCAGCGUUGCAGUCGCUCACUCGAAUGUUUUGAAUAAGAGAGUUGAUGUUAGAGAGAAGAGUGAACUGAAGUGCAGUUUCUGCGGGGUAGUCUUAUUAUCGUAUGAAAGACACUAGGGACACGCAUGGGCUGACGAAUGAAUCUACUCCGUACUUCAUAUGGGUUUCAUGCAAAGUCUAAUCUUUGUGUAUCUGUAUAUGGAUAUUCUGACCCCUGUUACUAGCAGCAAUAUGUUGUCUCACCUCCUCUCUGAAGCAUUCAUGUCAAAUCAAACACCAGCCUUCUCCUCAUCCCCAGAUCCUUGCACCUGCAUCGUCUCUGAAUCCGAAUCCUCCGGUUUGCCCUCCCGACAAGCCCAUCCAUCCACUAAUCGCAACGUCUCACGGCUCCACACGCGGUUCAUGAGCGAUAAUCGGACGGGAACUAAAGCGAUGAUGAUCAGAGGGAAUGCAGGGGCCGCAACUGUCAGGGUCACCCCAAAAACAAUGCCUGUUAUGAUGAUCUGUGCGAUUGUGUACAUGUGAAUACCGAACCAGCUAACAUUAUCAGGGAGGGCAGGGAGAUCAGAUGGCGGUGUGAGUAGGUUUACAACUCUUUCAAGAAUAGGGUUGACAGAUAGAGACUGGUAACCCAUGAAGAGGAACAGGCCAGCGAGCACUGAUGUCUGUGUGAGACCCAGAAGCUUUUGUAGCGGGGGAGACACAAAGAUAAGAAUGAGAGAAGCUUGAAUGAAGUGAGAAUAUCUCUGCUCAUAUGUCCUUGCGACUGGUCGAGGCGAAUCUGGCUGCUCCCCUUCUUCCGCAGGAGGACUCUCAAUGACAUAAUGCAUCAACGAUUCUGAGUGAAGCGGUGCUUGAGGUAACAGGCCGUUUGCCGGAGGAAUACCAAGAAUACCACAAAGGAUGGUAGUGGUUCCCAAGAGAGCAACAUCCCAAGCAUAUCCGCCUGGCUUCUUGGUCCCGUAUCGUUCUACGGUGCAGAUGAUGCUGCUGAUUUCGUGGUCAAAGUAGAACAAGACCGUGACGAUGGCGCCCGGAAUCAUGGACAAGAAGACCCAUUCGAUAGGUAUCUCCCAGAAGCGAACAAAGAAAGUCGUUCUGUCUGGGUUUGUGGGUCGAAAGCUGGUUUGGACUUCGAGCCGUAUAUGAUCUAAUGAUGCCAGUUCCCCGAUAUAUGGGAUUCCGAUCCAGAUAAUAAUGGAAAUAGCAGCAGCAUAUUCUGUAAGCCCAAGUCGAACGUACCGAUGGAACAUAGGCUUCCACGAGUUUGCGGUGGACAGCAGAAUGGCCAGGAGACAUGUUCCCACCGCUCCAAGAACAGCAUAUAGAAAGGCAGCGAGGGAGACUCGAGCGUGGGUUCGCUUCAGCUCCAUUGCCGCCUUGUGGAAGUAGAUGACACUGUUGAGAAGUGAGAAGAUGUCGGCGCUGAAAUGGGUGACAUAUUGCAUGGUCCAGUCAUGCGCGUUGAAGAUGGCAAGUAGAUAGUGCAUCCAACCAGCAUGGAUGAGGGACCAUGCCAUGACUGGCAGAAAUUCGACCUGGGAGGUGUUAGCUGAUGGCCACCAGUAUACAUGCACUGUAUUAUCGACUUACAUGAAAGUGUGUAUCGCAUAGUUCGUAGAUGUUCUCGGCCAGCACCGAGAAUG